Striga asiatica is the source of this 1581-nucleotide messenger RNA. Lineage: Eukaryota; Viridiplantae; Streptophyta; Magnoliopsida; Lamiales; Orobanchaceae. The record is from the annotation of a GenBank genome assembly.
UAUAGCUGCCAUUACAAAGAUAUUUAUUAUUAUACCACUUAUAUAAAUAUUAUAUAACUAUGUAUAUAUCUUAUUCCGCAGUUGUCUUGAAGGCACUGAGGUUGAAGCCAGAAAACUAAAUCAAGAAACUAAUACGCACCCUUCAAAAUUCACUCUUGAUUCAAAAUUCCAAGGGGUAUAUUUCGUAAUCGAUUGUGCCACAAAAUUUGAGCCAAAGCUCGCAUCUUGCUGCGGCAAAACAACUUGACAAAUCAAACGUUGUCUUUAGUCUGUUUGUUUUGUAGCUAUAUUCAGUUAGCCUGGAAAAAUCACUUCCGUUUUCCCUUUUAUCCGGAAUAAAAUAGAAGACCUUGGGUAGAUUUUCUUGGGCUUCUCAAUUUCAUUCAUCUUCUUCGAUUCAUGCCUUCUUAAAGUGAUCUAUUUCUGAAAAAAUGGAAAAUUCUCACAAUUCACAUAGCAAUGGGAGUCUGAAUGGCCGUAACCUACACGUUAUGUUUUCAUUGCCUUGGUUCGAUACACGAGUGUUCUAUGUUAGAGUUAGCAAUUUCAUCGUUGACGAUUCUACCCCUGAAUGCCUCACCGUAAAUUACAUCCCUUUGAGCCCGGACACAGUCCUUGAAGUAAAUGGUACUCGAUGUUCGAUUGAGUCAGAAGGAAUUUCGUGCAUUCUUAGACGGGACAGAGUUGAUAAGAAAUCCGAAGAGGCUACUUUUGUAAGCACGGACAACGUAAGAUUCACAGGCAGCGUGAGAUUUGAGGUUUUCGAUAAAGAGGAUCUUGUUAUAUCUGGGGUUUUGGAAAUGUCAGGUACCAAUGGAUUUACUGGAGAGUCAAAUAAUGCGGCCAAGAAAUGGAGCAUGAACUGUGAAUCAGUUAUCAGUAAUGGUGUGGGAUUUUUGAAAGGAAAACAAAUAAUGAGUUCUGAAUCUUUAGUGCCCACUAUUGAAGUUUAUGUGGCUGGCUGCUUUUCGGGAAUCCCGAUUAUACUGACCAAGACUUUACAAGUUUGUAGCCGCAAGAAGCAUAGAAAUGGCAUGCUAAACCCGAUUCCCGAGUAUGAUGCUGCUGAAGAAUCCAAUGAUGAUGUGGCAUCUGGCCAUGAUUUGCAGGUUGCGGAUUACAAGAUUUACGAACCGGAAAGUGAGGACUCGUACUGGAGAAGAACGGAAUAUAUGGAAGGUGAAGACGGGGAACUUUCUUGGUUCAAUGCUGGGGUUCGAGUAGGAGUGGGGAUAGGGCUUGGGAUUUGCCUCGGAGUUGGGAUUGGAGUUGGUUUGCUUGUCCGAACCUACCAAAGGACCAGUAAGACUAUUAAAAGGCGGCUUGUUUAGUUGAAGGAAACUUAUGAUAUUGAGUGCUGACUUGAUUGAUGUGUGUGAAAUACAUAUGAGAAAUCUGUCUUUUGAGUAUCUAUGGCCGGGUUUUGGAAUUGAUGUGAACUAUAUAUCAGUUUUGUUUCGUUUGUCACUUGGUGUAAAAAGAGAGUUGGGUGAUAUAAAAUAGGUGUUCGGACUUGUUUAUCACUCUGUAAAUAACAGGUUCGGUGUUCAAUAACGGCUGCCUUUUUAUUACAACGGUAAA